AUGAUGCUCAGCCGUAGCUCCUUGCCCCUCCUUGCCCUCCUCGUGGCCUGUGGCCUUGCCUCCCCACUUGUGGAACGGGACUGUGCCUUUUCAGCCUAUGCAGAUGACGGAGAUACCUGCGCCUCUCUGGCAGCUGCUUGGGGCAUCACCGAAGCCCAGUUCAAGAGCUACAACCCCAAUGUCAAGGACUGUUCCGCCCUCAAGUCCGGCUCGUUAUACUGCGUUGAGUGGACGGGCCCUCUGCCGGGCCAGUCCUCAACAACAACGCGGGUGAGCUCGACGACCACCUCAAAGGCGGCGAGCACCACGUCCAAUAACGUUCCAUUUCCAACCCAGCCUGGGGCGACGUCCAAGUGCACAAAGUGGGUGCAGCAGACGGGGAACCAAUAUUGUGCCGACAUAGCCGCUGCCAACGGCGUAUCUCUUUCUGACUUUCUCGCGUGGAAUAAUAUCAAAGCCGACUGUUCCAACUUGAUUGGCGGUGACUACGAGUGUGUCGCCGUCAGCGGUGGUGCCUCCACCACCACAAGCUCUAGCAAGUUCCCGUCGCCGACUCAGCCUGGGGCGACUUCGAAUUGCACAAAGUGGGUUCAGCAAUCGGGCGACAACUACUGCGCCGACAUUGCGGCUGCCAACGGAGUGGCUCUUUCAGACUUUCUCGCGUGGAAUAACAUCAAAGCCGACUGCUCCAACCUCAUUGCCGGUGACUACGAGUGCGUGGCAGUACGCGGCACCACCACCACGUCCAAGAAGCCGACGUCGACGACCAGCAGCCUCCCAGGCUAUGGGACGGAGCCCGGGACCAUCUCUACCUGCAAGAAAUUCCACUUGAUCACGUCGAGCGACUCUUGCGUCACCAUCGAGAAGCAAUACGGCAUAACCGAUGCGCAGUUCCGCAAGUGGAACACCGAGAUUACUGACACGUGCAACAAUUUAUGGCUGAAUUAUGAUGUGUGCGUCGGCGCCUGA
Trichoderma gamsii is the source of this 969-nucleotide messenger RNA. Its product is annotated as LysM domain-containing protein. NCBI's taxonomy places the organism in Eukaryota, Fungi, Ascomycota, Sordariomycetes, Hypocreales, Hypocreaceae. The record is from RefSeq and is a predicted model, not a curated record. The coding region runs from base 1 to 969 and encodes 322 amino acids. The transcript has 5 exons.